Argiope bruennichi is the source of this 9277-nucleotide messenger RNA. RefSeq names its product titin-like. Lineage: Eukaryota; Metazoa; Arthropoda; Arachnida; Araneae; Araneidae. Gene Ontology annotation, cellular component: cytoplasm. Gene Ontology annotation, molecular function: guanyl-nucleotide exchange factor activity; metal ion binding. Bases 192 to 8651 code for a protein of 2819 amino acids. The record is from RefSeq and is a predicted model, not a curated record. The transcript is spliced from 21 exons.
GAAGUCACGAAUGUAAUUUGACCCUUUCUUAAAUAGGAAUGUUUGCGACAUUGCGAUCCGAAAAUUAAAAUGUCCCUUUUAAUAUUAUUAGAUUAUUAAUUAUUAUGUUAUACUAAUUGCACAACAUUGUUUUCUUGUAAAUUAUGAUGCCCAUUUUAUGCUUUCUUUGUGUGUUUUCUAUGAAAUAAUAAAUGGAUGCUGCAAAUGAUCAAAUAAGUACAAACAAGCCUCCCCUCCUUCCCAAGCCAUGCUUAAGCACAUCUUCAAGCGAACAUGGAGAACAUGUUAUCCCUCAGAUGGUGAUAACAUCACCUGAUGAGGAACCUGCAGUAAUUCAGAAUAGUUCACAAGCUAUACCUUUGCCUUAUGUUCCACUAUCUGAACCUAUAUCAACAGAUAGUCAAGCUAAAGAUUUAAAAGGCAUUCCAUCACCACCAGAGGCUGUUCAGGAACAGCAACCAGAAGAUGGGAAAUGGUCUGGAGAUGGACAAGUCGAUAUAACACAGAACAAACCCAUACCACAAAGUCACACAGAAUCUAAACCUGAAGAACAUGUUUCACAUUCUGUCAUUCAGAGGCCGCUUAUCAUCGAAUCAGAAAAAUCUGUUUCUCAGUCCACAACUCCCGAACCAAAUGUACAAAUUUCAGAAUCACCCUCUCCACCCCCUUCAUUACCACCAACAACUAUGCAGAGACCUUUGGUUGUUGAUAACUCUAGUCAGAUGGCAGAUAAUUUUGUUUUGGCAUCAGAAGGAACUUUUGAACAGUGUAGUCCAGAAACAAUGCACAGAGAAAACAUAGGAAGAGAUAUAAAUGAAGAGAUUUUAGAUGAUUUUAUUGAACCUUCCAUAGUGGAUACAAAACCAAAGUCAUCCAGUUUCUCAUGGAUGCCUUCUUUUUCCAAACCACAUUCCUCAGGAAAAGAUGAGAAAUCUACAAGUAUACAAUCAAGUAAAAAAGAAACAGACACUAAAGACAAUAAACCUUCUGAUAUUGAACCUCAUGCUAAAAAGGAUGGAAUACAACAAAACAUGAAAAAAUUCUUUGACAAUUUACUUCAUGAUACUACUACAGAUACCAAGGAUAAAACUAUAGUGCAUGAUGAUCAGUAUGAAAAUGCAGCUGCAGACUCAAAAAAUGUACAAAAAGAUGGUAAACAUGGUGUAAUGAAAUUAUUUAGUUCCUCUAAACAAGAAUCAGAAACUAAAGGAAAAAAGUCUCCUUUACCAGGUGAACUUCCAAAAGAAACUAGUAAUAUUAAGGAAACUUCUAAAGAUUCCAAAUUUACUGUGAAAAAAAUGUUUGAUUCCUUUAAACAUGAUACAAGUGAUAAAAAAGAUGCUGCUGCUGAAUUAUCCCAACCUGAUCUGAAGUCAAAAGGGAAAGUUAUGCCUUCUUCACAAGAACCUCCCAAAGAAGUAGAAGUUGCACCUAAAGAUUUUUCUAAGGAUUCAAGAUUUAAUGUGAAAAAGAUAUUUCAACAUGAUACAACUGAAAAGAAAGAUGCUACUGAAAUAGUGAAACCUGACACAAAAUUAAAAGGAAAAAUCUCUGCAACUUCAACUGAACCAGUAAAAGAUUUAGAACCAACUUCUAAAGAUGUCUCAAAAGAAUCCAAGUUCAGUGUGAAAAAGAUGUUAGAUUCCUUUAAACAUGAUGCUGCUGCUGAAAAGAGAGAAAUUUUACCCGAAUCUUCUACCGACGUGAAGGUGAAAGUGGAAAUUACCCCUUCUGUUGAAUCAGAAGCUAAAUCUAAAGAUUCUAAAUUCAACAUGAAGAAAAUGUUUGAUUCAUUUAAACAUGAUUCUUCUGAGAAAAAAGAUAUCUUGCCCGAUUCUUCAACUGAUUUAAAACCAAAAGAAAAAAGUACAUCACCUACUAAAAUUACUAAAGAAGGAGAUGUUUCAUCUAAAAUCUCAAAAAUGUUUGAUUCCUUUAAACAUGAUUCACCACAGAAAAAAACAGAUGUACCAUCUGAUUUAUCACAACCAAAUGAAAAUCUUUCAAAACCGCAUAAAGAAGGAGAUAGUUCAUCUAAAUAUAAUAUUUCAAAAAUGUUUGAUUCUUUUAAACAUGAUUCAUCUCAGAAAAAAACAGAUAUAUUAUCAGAAUCAUCACAGAUUGUUGAAAAUCCUGAUGCAUCUAAAGUUCAUAAAGACUCAAAAACUGGCUUCAAGAAAUUUAUUGAUUCAUUUAAACAUGAUGAGACUGCUUCAUCUACAACUGCUGAAUUAAAAGAAUCUGAAACUCCUCUUGGGUGCUCUGAGUAUGGGAAAAAAGAUAAUUUAAAAUCAGCUAUAUCCAAACCUGAUAUUUCUAAACAAUAUCCUGGAAAAGAAACAACUUCUCAAGUCACUAUAACCAUUUCUCCUUCUGAAACAAUUGACACCCAAAGUAAGAUUGCAACAGAGACAAAAGAAUUGCCUGAAGGUAAAUUGAAAUCAAAAGAAGGAAGUGUUAAGAAGUUUUUCCAUUCUUUCAAGUUUGAGGGAGCGGGUGUACCUACCAAAAAAACAGCAAAACAUCAUGUAACAUUUUUAGAAAGAGAUAGUCUUAAAAGAUCUCACUCUUUCAGAGAUUCUAUUCUUUUAAAAGAUGAAGAUGUUCCUGAUCAUACUGAAAAGGUUUCAAAAGGAAGUGCUCACAGUAUUAGAAAAUUAUUCACUAGUGAUAAACCAUCUGAGAAAAAGAAAUUGAAAAGCACACUCAAGCGAUCGGAAUCAUGCAAAGAAACUUUUGCAGAGAAGGAGGCAUUUCAUGGUUUCAGAAGUUUCUUUGAUUCUAUUACCCAUAAGAAUGUUCCAAAAUCUAGUCAAGUAUCUAAUGCAGAGGAGCAUAUAUAUGAUACAGUUGGUAAGCCAGAACCAUCCACUUCCAGUCCCUCAUAUCCUGAAAACAUUUCUAGACAAACCUCUUCCAAAACACCUGAACCUAAGCAAAAAGAUGAUUCUUCAGGAAUGAAAAAAUUAUUUGACUCAUUUCGUCACAAAGAUUCUGCUUCAAAACCAAAAGUCACAAAAAGAGAAGACAAAGAUUAUGAAAAGAUUGAUAUAUCUUUUGCUGUGCCUAGUACUAGUGAGACUUCUAGGCCCUUAAGUGAUAAGAAAAAGGAGCAGAUUACAACAGAUUUGAAAAAGGAACCACAGCCUACCAAAAUUGUUGAAACUAAGAAAAAAGAGCAAAUUAUAAAAGAUACGAAAAAGGAAUCAGAACCUAUUAAAAUUGUUGAAACUAAGAAAAAAGAGCAAACCACAAAAGAUAUGAAAAAGGAAUCCCAACCUAUUAAAAGUGUUGAAAUACAGAAACCAAAAGAUGUACCAAAAGUUUCAAGCUUAUCACCAAAACUUACCAAAGAAAAAAAGGCAGAAGAAACAAUACCUUCUAUUCAAAUUAAUGGACCAUCUACAUCUGUGGAUUCUAAAACAUCUAUGUUUACAACUAUAAGUGAUAACUUCACUGUUUUAAAGGAUAAAGUUAUGCAUCCAAAAGACAGCAAAAAGAAAGAAGCUACAGACCAAGAAAAAGUAUCUGAAGAAUAUGAUCUUCAACAUGCAGCUAGUAAAAAUCAGAUACAUGAUAUUUCUGCUGGUACUUAUAAGCCAAUUGAAGAUGGUUCUUUUAUUAGUGUAGAUCUUAAACAAGAAGAUGAUAUUAAAAAGGGUACUACUUCUGUAAUUCCAGAUAAUAAAAUUCCUUCUCAAGAAAAAUCUUUACAAGAGUCUAUGAAAAAACCAUCGAUUCCUAAACACUUGCAAAAGUCAGAUAAAGUAUCAGCCAAAAUUGAACCUGGGACACCAGAAACAUUAUAUGACACUUGUUGUAUGAGAUUGGCAAAUUUAUUAGGUAAAAAAGCUCUUGAAAUAGUUUCUGAGAAGACUAAAGGCCCUCCUAAGAAACCUCCUAAGCCAUCAGCUGAAGCAAUUGCUAGAGCUAGAGCUGCUGUUGUUUCUCAACGGUUGCGUGGACAUCCUGCCAAAGUUCAGAGUAUUGGUGAGAACAUUCCUCCUGGAUAUGAUGGCAUUAGAUUUGCUGAUGAUGAAACAGAAUCAUCCUGUGAUUAUAAAGACGUAGAGAAUAUUGAUUACAUUUUAGAUUAUGAGCUUGUCAAUAGAUAUAAAUGUGAUAGCAAAUUAGAUACAUUUAGUGAUCCUAGUACUUGCAGCGGAAUGUCUAGUUAUUAUACACCAGACACAGUUACUUUGAAGGAUGAAACUUUCUCAGAUGCACCUUUUGAAACUGUUAAUCUUAAUAAUGAUUAUCUUUUCCAACAUCUGUCAGCUGCUGCAAAUGAGCCUGAUUUUCGUAGUUUGCCUUCUAAAGUAAAAUCAAAGGAAGAAAGAGACAAAUUAAAAUUUAUUGCUAAACCAGGGCAAAGUGUAAGCAGCACUACCUUAACUCCUGUCAAAAAAGUUCCUCCACCUCUUCCUCCUAAACCUACAGUAUUGCCUAAACCUAAAGACAUUCAAAAUAAAGAUGGUGUUUCUCAGUGUAUAAAUGGACUUUCAUUAUCUCCUAGACUUAAAACAAAAUUUGAAAAAGAUUCUGCUGCUACCAAGAAACGACCAUUACUAGUUGCUGAUUUAAAAGGAACUGAAUUUACUAGCUUACAGACUAAAUCUAAAGAGCACCAAAAUAAAGAACGGACUUUUAAUACAGUUUUGAGGAAUGAAUCUUUAAAAAAUAUAAGUACUAUUGCUCCUCUACACAAACCACUUCAGAAUACAAAAUCUUCACCUCAUAUAUCACAGGCAUCUGCUUCUUUUGAACCUACAGUAUCUAAAAAACAGACUCCUCAGAGACCUCCACCACCUAUAAGUUCUAUUCAUUCUGAAGAGAAAAGGUCUAAAGCUCCUCCACCAGUGCCAGAAAAGCCAAAACGUGAAGGCCGAACAGCAUCCACAUCAGCUAUUCCAGAAAAAAGAACCAUUUCUCCACCAAGACCACCUCCUCCUGUUAUAACUAAAGUUAAUGUACCUCCUCCUAGACCACCACCUCCUACUCCUUCUAAAAUUGUUACUGAACUCUCUGAUCAAAGAAUAGGUGAUCAAUCAGAAACCAGCAAUAUUUUAAAAACUGAUCAAAGGAUUUCUCAAAAAGAUUUAUCUAAUGAUAUACCCAUUUAUGAAAAUGAUUCACAGCAGCAUAAGUUAUCUGAUAUUAUUCAUCCUGAUAGCUCUGAGAAGAAGGAAUCAAUUGAUGAUAAUCAAUCUGAAUGUAAACCAGAUGAAAAUUUAAAUGUAUCAGUUAAAGAAAGUAAUCUAACUCCUAAGUUUAGUGAGGUAAUUUCAGAAAUUGAAGUAUCCAAUCUUCCCUCUGUAUCAGACGAUACUGAUGUGAUUAAACCGGCACCUAAACCGCCUCCUCGUGGACGUAGAAUUCGAUCGCGUACUGUCGAGAUCCCUCCUAAAGAAAAAACCCCAGAAAAGUCUCUUCGCAGGAGUCAGUCUCUAUCAGAUAUUGAAGUUGAAACAAGAACCUCUCAUCUUACCAUAAGUACUACCCCUACAAAAGCUGAUCUAAAGCAUUUAUAUACAUCUGUAAAUAAAGAUGGGAAAAGGGCAGUUGCCAGUGGUUCGCAGUCACCCAGUGUCUCCUCUCGACCUCUACCUGCUCCCCCACCCCCACCGAGAAAGUUCCGGUCCCUUGAUCGUAAACCUAAAGAUAGGAAAAAACAAGCAGAAAAGGAUGAGUUGAAUAGUAGUGAAUGCGAUGUGCAUAGAAGUGCUUCUGCUGAUGCAGCUGUAGACCAAGGACCAAAAGAUACUGAAAACCUGAUAGAAAGUACUUUAGAAACAAGUGGAAGCUUAUCUCCUUUACCUAGAAGUUGUUCUCCUGAUUUGUCAUUAGAUCAUGAGUCAAAAGAUGAACUAAGAGAAAUAGAUUCUUUUAAAUUAAGUGAAAGUGGUUCUCCAGGACCUAGGAAUGAUUCUCCUAAUAUAUCAGUAAAACCUCCAGAAAGGAGGAGAAAAACUGAUAAACAAAGAUUUCUUAGUCUUCACACUGAGAAGAAAAAGACUAUCCCUGAAUUUGAGACAUAUAGUCUUAGAAUGCCGCGCUCACAUAGUGAACCUUUGAAACCAGACAGAAAAUUUAAACAUGUUCAUCGGCCAGAAUAUGAUGAAAAUGCUAAUAUUUCGUUCCCUACAGUGGCAGAAGUUCACUAUAAUAAUGUUAUAUUGGAUGAAUGUGGUAAUGAAAUUGGUGAAACUUCAGCAAGUGCAAACAUUCCUUCUGUGGAUGCUACCGACUCAACUGCAGAGUGUAGCCAAGAUAAGAAAAGUCCCAACCCUCAUCCUCGCCGAAAGAAGGAUAAGAAUCCUAAGAAAUCUCAUUCCAGUUGGUAUGAUCAGAGUGAAGAAUCAUGGGAGAUUGUAGAUUGGGACUCUGUUGCUGCAUCUGAGAAAGGUUUGAGAACUCCUGAUGCGAGUGGGGCAUUAUCACAAAUGCGGCGUAGAUCUGACCCUAUUAUAGGUAGAAAAAUUAGGCAGACAUCUAAAUUUUAUGUUGAUGUUGAAGUAGGCAAUUCAGGAUUACCUCUAGUAGAUAAAGAAACAUCUCCUCUCCAUCUUGAUUGUUCAGAAAAAUCUGUACAAACUUCUUUAGAAACUUUAUCUCAAGGUAUAAUAUCACGUGAUGAACAAAGUGAGUUAGCAGAAAGUUCCUCUGAUAACACUGAUAAUUUGCUCAACAUAGUUAAAACAUUGCAAUCUGAAUUAAAAACUACUCUAAGUAGGCACAAGUCGUUAGGAGAUGAAGAUAAUGACACAAGCAAUGCUACAACCGAUACUGAGAAAAAAGAUGAAGAUAAAAAGAAAUAUUUAAAGACUCCAAGUAUCCAGUCAUCUGCUUCAGAAACUUGGCCCAUAUCUUCUUCUGACGAGAGUGAGGGUGAAUUAUCUCCUGGAAGAGCAGCCAACUUGUCAGAAAUUGCCUUAAAUAGGAAGAAGAAAAAAGUGUUUUAUAUUGCUCGAGAAAUAAUGACAUCAGAAGAAAUAUUUGUUGAUACCUUGAAAUUACUGAAUGUAGAUUUCAAAGCAGCAGUUGAAGCAGCUAGUAAACAAAGAAAUGUGUCUGUGGUUCCAGAUGAGGUUUUAUCACAAAUAUUAAAUCAUCUCCCCCAGUUGCAGCAAUUGAAUGAGAACUUGCUUAUGGAAUUGAAAGACAGAAUUGAUAAUUGGGAUAAAUUAGGUAAGAUUGCUGAUGUUAUUGUAAAGAUUGGACCUUUCCUUAAAUUGUACUCUUGGUAUAUCCACGAUUUUGAAUCAAAUGUUGCUCUUUUGGAAGAAUCAAAGAAAAAAUAUCCUACUUUUGCUCAAGUUGUGAAAGAAUUUGAGUCAAGUUCUAGAUGCAAAAGAUUAGCUUUGAAUCAUUUUAUGUUGAAACCAAUACAAAGAAUACCUCAAUAUCGCUUGUUACUUCAAGAAUACUUGCAUCACUUAACUGAAGAUUCUCCUGACUAUCAAGAUACUGUUACAGCUCUGCAAAUAGUCAGUGAAGUUGCUGGUCAUGCUAAUGACAGCAUGAAACAAGGCGAUAAUGCUCAAAAAUUGAUAUCUAUCCAAAAUAGUAUUAUGGGACAUAAAGAAAUUAUCAAGCCUGGAAGGUUAUUUGUGAAAGAAGGAGAAUUAAUGAAAUUGUCUAGAAAAGGAAUGCAACCUCGAUGGUUUGUUCUGUUUAAUGACCUGUUACUUUACCUCACUCCUGUUCAACAUGGUUUGUACAGAAUAAAUCACGAACUUCCACUGACUGGCAUGAAAGUUGCAAUUCCAAUUCAGCAAGAUUAUCAGAAUGAAUUUAGUAUUAUUUCUGUUACACGUUCAUUUACUCUUGCUGCUAGGUCUCAAGAAGAGAGGCAAGAAUGGAUUGUAGCUUUGACUAAGGCUAUUGAAGAAAAUGCUUCUAAAAGAAGUACCUUCACAAAUAUACGAUUACAAAAGAGGAUGCAAGGCAGAAAUUCUGAAGAUGAUGAAGGUGACUUUGUACUUGGAAGAAAAGCACCAGUAUGGAUUCCUGAUGCUCGUGUAACCAUGUGUCAGUUGUGUACAAGUGAAUUCACUGUAACCUUCCGGAGACAUCAUUGUCGGGCAUGUGGAAAAGUCAUUUGUUCUGUAUGCUCGAGUAAUCGAAUACCUUUAGCAUAUUUAGGGGGAAACAAAGUAUAUAGAGUUUGUGAUGAAUGUUAUUCAAAACUUGGGCCUGAAACAGGCAGUACUCCUGAAAAUGGAGAAACAGAUAGCGAUAACCAACAGAUAGCUGUAAAACCUCAUCUGAGAACUGAGCACCGGUAUACAAAGAAAGGCAAAAGAAAUUUACCUAGUGUUUUAAAAGAGGUUUGUGCUAAUGAUCAAGGAUCUACCAUUAGUGGUUAUCUUCAGAAGAGGAUAGGAAAAAGUUGGAAAAAGGAAUGGUUUGUUGUGAAAGAUAAAGUGCUUUAUGAGUACAAAGCUAGUGAGGAUGUUGCAGCUUUAAGUAGUACACCCCUUCUAGGGUAUCAGAUAGAAUCUUUUUCAGAGGAUUAUGAAAAUGUGAAUAUGUCUUUAUUAUUUCAACUUACACAUCCAGGGCAGGCACCUAUUAUAUUUCACACAGAUUCAAUUGGUUCAACCGAAAGGUGGAUUGCAGCUCUGAAAGAAGCAUCAGUCUUAGAAUAAAAAUUUUUAAUCUAAAUGUACAGUUCUCUUGUGAUAUUGAAUACAUUUAUAGUGCAGCUGAGAAAAUACUUUUGAAGAUCAAUAGCAUUCUUGAACAAUUAUAGCUUUAGGGAAGUUUUAUUUUCUAAAGAUAAAUUCAUAAGUGUUUUUGUAGAAUGAUGUAUAAGAGAGGAUUGUUUAUUUAUACAUUUUUUUUAGUUUGUCUUUGCAGUAUCUUUCCUUUCUAAGUCAUUUUUAAAACAUGAUCUAAAAUAUUAGUGAAUCUCAGAAUUCUUUUAUUUAUGAUUUGAAAAUAAAAAUUGAACAGACUUUAUUUAUAACAUAGAUAUGCCUUAUUUAUUGAUUGUUGUAGAUUUGUACAAUGGAUAGAAAUAGAAAGUUACCAAAGAUUGAUUUGAAUAAAUUUAUCCAGUUAUUAUGACUUUGAAAUCAAAUUUGUACAAAAAUAUUUUAACAAUAAAACUGAUGUGAUAUUACAAUAUUUUAAAAAGUGUGUAAUAUAUGUGUGUUGUGUGUGCAAUAAAAGAAAAAUUCUUAAUUUAUGUAGAUAAAUAUAUUUUAAUGAAUUGUUGUGUGUGAAUAAAUUAUAUAUUUGUUAAUGUUUGAAUAAAAUUGUCAUUAAUUUA